CUGAUUGUCAAACUUUCCAGAUGGCUGCCUCCCAAUAAGUCGCUGGGAGAAUUUGUGACCGAUCUCGGACCUGGACAGGUCGUCGGCAGACAGGUUUUGGCUAGUCCUUGCCUAGGCGAAAUUCAGAUAUGCAUGGUAGAGCGCAAAGAAAACUUAGAAAUUAAAAUUGUCCGAGCCAGGAACCUGAGCAAGAAGCCGGGCGCCAAAUGCUACCCAGCGCCGUACGUGAAGGUCUAUUUGCUGGACGGCAAGUCCUGCUUGGCCAAGGCGAAAACGGCAGUGGCCACUCGAACGCCAGAGCCAAGGUUCGACCAACAUCUGAUAUUCACGGCACCUUACGGCGGAAAGAUGCUGCAGAUUACGGUGAUGGGCGACUACGGACGCAUGGAACGACGAUCGAUCAUCGGCAUGGCCAUCAUACGCCUGAGCAGCUUGGAUCUGUCGCACUCGGUCGAAGGCUGGUACAAACUGUUUCCUACCAGCGCCGUCAUCGGCCCAGAUCAGGUUAAGAAGGAAGACCCAACAUGA
Messenger RNA from Soboliphyme baturini, 528 nucleotides. The record is from the annotation of a GenBank genome assembly. NCBI's taxonomy places the organism in Eukaryota, Metazoa, Nematoda, Enoplea, Dioctophymatida, Soboliphymatidae.